Messenger RNA from Gasterosteus aculeatus aculeatus (three-spined stickleback), 1875 nucleotides. Lineage: Eukaryota; Metazoa; Chordata; Actinopteri; Perciformes; Gasterosteidae. The record is from RefSeq and is a predicted model, not a curated record.
GAUGAGUCACACAUCAGAGAAACCUUUCAGCUGCUCAGAGUGUGGUAAAUGUUUCACUGCAAGUGGAAGUCUAAAGACUCACAUGAGAUGUCACACAGGGGAGAAACCUUUCAGCUGCUCGGAGUGUGGUAAAUAUUUCACUCAAAAAUCAAAUAUGAAGAAACACAUGCAAUAUCACACAGGGGAGAAACCUUUCAGCUGUUCACAGUGUGGUAAAUGUUUCACUCUAAGUGGACAUCUGAAGACACACAUGAGAUGUCACACAGGGGAGAAACCUUUCAGCUGCUCGGAGUGUGGUAACUCUUUCGCUCAAAACGAACAUCUGAAGCUACAUAUGAGGUGUCACACAGGGGAGAAACCUUUCAGCUGCUCACAGUGUGGUAAAUGUUUCACUGCAAGUGGAAGUCUAAAGACUCACAUGAGAUGUCACACAGGGGAGAAACCUUUCAGCUGCUCGGAGUGUGGUAAAUAUUUCACUGCAAGCGGAAAUCUGAAGACUCACAUGAGAUGUCACACAGGGGAGAAACCUUUCAGCUGUUCGGAGUGUGGUAACUGUUUCGCUCAAAACGAACACCUGAAGCUACAUAUGAGGUGUCACACAGGGGAGAAACCUUUCAGCUGCUCACAGUGUGGUAAAUGUUUCACUGCAAGUGGAAGUCUAAAGACUCACAUGAGAUGUCACACAGGGGAGAAACCUUUCAGCUGCUCGGAGUGUGGUAAAUAUUUCACUGCAAGCGGAAAUCUGAAGACUCACAUGAGAUGUCACACAGGGGAGAAACCUUUCAGCUGCACAGAGUGUGGUAACUGUUUCACUGCAAGGGGAAAUCUAAAGACUCACAUGAGAUGUCACACAGGGGAGAAACCUUUCAGCUGCUCGGAGUGUGGUAACUGUUUCGCUCAAAAAGGAAAUCUGAAGAAACACAUGAGAUGUCACACAGGGGAGAAACCUUUCAGCUGCUCACAGUGUGGUAAACGUUUCACUGCAAGCGGAAGUCUAAAGAAUCACAUGAGAUGUCACACAGGGGAGAAACCUUUCAGCUGCUCACAGUGUGGUAACUGUUUCGCUCAAAACGAACACCUGAAGAUACAUAUGAGGUGUCACACAGGGGAGAAACCUUUCAGCUGCUCACAGUGUGGUAAAUGUUUCACUGCAAGCGGAAGUCUAAAGACUCACAUGAGAUGUCACACAGGGGAGAAACCUUUCAGCUGUGCAGAGUGUGGUAAAUCUUUCAGACAUGGUGGAACACUGAGGAAGCAUCAAUGUCGAACUGUAAAAGUCCACAUGCAAACUCACACAGAUGAGAAUCCUCUUUAGCCCCUUUACCCAAUCAGCACCCUCUCUUGGUUACAUCAUUGUUGCCCAUGUGAGUUUUGACAUGGAAACUCAUCCACGGAGGCUCUCGCCUCCCUGGCUGAUGGAGCUCAACCUCCUGCAAAGGUUCAGGUUUCUCCUCCCCGAGAAGUGGUAUUGCUUUUCACUAGAGCCAGUCUGUGAAGCCUGAGGUUGUCACACAAGCUGCAUAUCUCUUUGAGUGGUGCGCCCAUAGACCGGCUGCUCCAAAUACAUCUUACACUUUUUUUCUAGUCAAACCAAAUACCUCAUGUCUAGUAGGGCUACAACAACGGAGCGAUGAAACUAAUUUCAUUAUCGAUUUGUUGAUUAUUUCGUCCCUCAAUGAGUUAAUGUUAAAGUACGGACUUGUAGAAAAAUACCAGAAGGCCUUUAAUGUUUUUAUGCCUUAAGAUCUUUUUUUUGAAUAUUGUUUAAACGUUUUUUUUAGGGAAUUUGUUGUUAGGAUUUAGGUUGGAUGUUCUUAUCACAAUGAAGGUAGAAAUGCUGCAUGAUAUAACAAUAAAGCAACUGAUCACAAACCA